Molecule: messenger RNA, 2685 nt
Organism: Caenorhabditis briggsae
Lineage: Eukaryota; Metazoa; Nematoda; Chromadorea; Rhabditida; Rhabditidae
Exons: 19
Coding region: 1-2685 (894 amino acids)
Biological process (GO): positive regulation of GTPase activity; Ras protein signal transduction
Cellular component (GO): plasma membrane
Molecular function (GO): guanyl-nucleotide exchange factor activity
Source: RefSeq, a predicted model, not a curated record
AUGUCAAAAGAGAUUGACAUUUCCAUACGAUACUUGGAGAAUGUCCUUUCAACCAACAAUUCCACAUUGAUUCUCAGUGACACUGCUGCACUUCUUGAAGCUAUAUCGAAAAAUUGUGACACUACUGAUAUAGAUCUCAAGCGAUCUAUCAUUUCCCUACUCCGAAUAAUUGACAAAAAGUUCUUCUUGAACCAAGAAGUUGACAUCAACCAAAUUAAAUUCUCUCUUCAAGAAGUUGGGAAGCUCUCUGUAAAAUGUCCAAAAUUGAAUCAAAAACCAGUGGUCCCCGAUGUAAAAGGGAAACCGAAUGCCGAGUUCCGGGAGAUGGAAAACAUGCCUAAUCCAGAUGAGGAAAACAUUGACAAUCUGUUGAAUCAGCUGAAUUUAAAGUUUGUUCCCCCAUCAAUCACCAAAUCUCAAACAUCCCUAUUUUUUUCUAGAAAAGUGCCCAGUUUUGCCCCAGCAUUCCCGGAUAUCAAAGAUGAUUCUGAUGAUGAGAACGGAAUUACAACUAAGAAAAAAGAGGAGGAACGAGCUGAACAACACGGCCAGAAGGUAUGCGAGGAGGAGGUUGUGAAGUUGCCAGACGGGCGAGAGAUUCGUAUGAAAAAGACUAAAACGGUAAAUGUCACACAAACAUCAAAACACGUCACAGUGUCCACUAAAAGUGCAAAUAUGCCUGAAGUCUCGAGAACGUUCAUGAACACCAGAAGAGGAUUUGAUGAGGAUGAGGAGACGGAAAACACAAACUUUGGAUCAAAAAACCUCCGUGGUGAUCCAUUUGAACGUUUUCGUUCAAUGCUCAAAGAUAAAGAUGAGAAGACAGAAACAAUUGAGGGAGAAACAUCAGAACCAGGAACACCUGGCUCCUCAUCAAAAUCAAAAACAAUUGAAAGAACAAGUGAAGUGUCACAAAAAGUGUCCGAGAAAAAAGAGAAGGAUGGGCGGCUGCUGGCAGAACAUGAAGCAUCGAAACUUGACAAGUCCAAUUUGUUUGCCAAGCAAGUUGAUACAUACCAGGGUACCGCAUUAAUUGAUCGCAAAGGAGAAGGAAGUUACGAAGAAAGUACAUUGGUCCGAAACGCUCUUCCACAUGAUUCCCAAGUGACAACACCUCCACGAAUGCAUGUUGUUGAGUAUAUGAUGAUGUUUGGCGAUGACAAGAAAAACAAUGAGAACGAGUAUCUGAAAGGUACCACCAUCUCGUCCUACGUUCGUCUCAAUAAUAAUUUAACAACUCACGAAGAGCAGUUCCGGAAAAAAAUUCAAUUUGAGUUUAGCACCGCAGGAACUUCAUCAACAACUAUCGACCUUGAUAAUCUGUCUGAUUUGCUGAAUCAGACAGAUUUCAAUUGCCUCCGACCUCCAAACAAAUUCCUGGAAGAUACACCACAUAUAGUUGAGCUCCCACCAAAAGCUAUCGACUGGCAGAGAGAACUAUCUAGUGUCCCUUCAGAGAAGGAUCUGCUUUUAGAACACGACGCCGUAGAUUAUGUUAUAUUUCGAGAAAAGGAGGGAAAGGUUUUAGAAGUCCGUGGAGGUCCAAAGGACGCUCUGGUUGUCUAUGCCACACAAUCCACGCAUUCCAGUUUGCUUUACCAAGAGGCUUUUCUUAUCACGUUCAGAACUUUUAUCAGCGCUUUGGAGCUGGUGAAUAAGCUUAUCAAACGAUAUCUCUACAUGUCUCUUGCCAAUGAUGCCCAAUCAGAGUCCAUCGCUCGUCACACAUUCUCAGUGAUUGUCAGAAUUAUUGAUGAGGUUACACAAUACGAAUUGGACUUUGACCUUAUUACCUCGGUUACCUCGUUUGUGUAUCGCUUGAUUCAUGACGGAAAUUUCACAUAUUCCCGGAUUCUCAGAACUCGUUUAUUGGACCGUUUGAAGGACUCGUUUGACAUUAAUACUGUUCUGGGAACCAAUCUAUGCAAACCAAAAAAACCCCAUGACCUAUUCGAUUUCAAAUCCGCCGAAAUUGCAUGCCAGCUAACAUUUAUCGACUCUCAGCUUUAUCAUAGAAUUGAAUCCGCCGAAUUGCUCUGGUGGUCGCAGGAGCAGAAUGAGAAGAAGAGCAAGAAUCUCGUGAAUUUCACAGAGCAGUUUAAUAAUCUCUCCUUCUGGGUUCGAACGUUGAUCAUCACUCAGUCCACACAGAAGGAACGCGAGCGGCAUAUGAUGAAAUUUGUGAAAAUUAUGAAGCAUCUCCGUGAAAUGUGCAAUUUCAACUCAUACUUGGCGAUACUCAGUGCAAUCAUGUCCACACCGCUGGCCAGAUUAGAAUGGAGCAAGAAUAUCAAAGAUGCUCUCAAAGAGCAUACAGCCGUUAUGGACACUGCACAGUCUUAUAAGAACUACAGAGCAUUGUUACAAACUGCAAAGCCACCAUGUGUUCCAUAUAUCGGUAUCAUCCUGCAAGACUUGACAUUCGUCCACGCCGGUAACCCAGACACAAUUCCAACCGACCGAUGCCACGGCGCCAAGAACAUGAUUAACUUCCUGAAGCGCUGGAACCAGUUUGCCAUUCUUGACAGCAUCCGCAAAUUGAAGAAAUGGAAUUAUGACAUCAAGAAAAAUGACAUUGUCGUGCAGUACUUCAAUGGCUUCAAAGAUCGCGUUGAUGAGGAGCGCACCUGGCAACUAUCUCAUCAGAUCAAACCGUCGAAUCGCAAAUCCAAAAUGCAGUCAUAA